AUGAAUACAUCUUUGACAAGGUAUAACACCUCUUUCGAUCUUGAACUAUACAGGACAUACAUGAGGAUGGUGGAAGCAGCUGACAUGAUCUGGAUCUACGUUCCGCCAUUGAUUUUAAUUCUCGGCACGUUCGGCAACGGAAUGUCCAUAGCUAUUCUGAGUAAAAUGAACAGAAGAGGCGAGUCGACUGUGACCACCUAUCUGAUAGCUUUGGCGGUGUCCGAUCUUCUGCUUCUGUACUUCGGCCUUCUCCGACUGUGGCUGUACUUUGAGUUUGGCUUCGAUUUCAUGUCCGUAAGUAGCUUCGUGUGCAAACUGUGCAAGUGGGUGGUGUACAUGAGCGGCGCCAUGUCGGCGUGGUUCCUGGUGGCCGUGACACUGCAGCGAACCGUGUCUGUGGUGUGGCCGCACCGCAUGAACGCCGUGUGCACACCCAGGACGUCCCGCAGGCUGGUGGCCGGCAUCGCCAUGUUCCUCAUGGCCGUGCACCUGCACGUGCUGUACGGCGUGGAGGUCGUUGGAUUCGAAGACGGCAACGCCACCAUCUACCAGUGCCACAUCGCUGAUGAAGGUUACCUGAAUUUCUUCUCUAAGAUUUGGUCGUGGGUCGACCUGAUGAUCUUCUCUCUCACGCCCUUUGCUAUCCUGCUCGUCUCCAACGCCAUCUUGCUCAAGACCGUUGUGACGUCAGCGAGACGAGCCCUACAGACGUUGACAGUCCGCGAUACGAAGCAGAUUUCUGAGAGAGAAAAGAAGGCUUCGUCGAUGACAGUGACACUGAUAACCAUAUCCUUCACCUUCUUCCUCCUGACCGGUCCGUUCUGCAUCUACCUUCUCAUUAAACCUUAUGUCCUUCUAAAUAGAUCAACCGACCUACGUGAGAAAGGUAUACAGGAGGUUGUUCUGGUCUCCAUCAACAUGCUGUGGUAUUCAAACAGUGCAGUUAAUUUUUAUCUGUAUUGUUUAACCGGAAGUAGGUUUCGGCUAGAGUUCAAGAACAUUUUCACAUGCAGCAACCAUAAAAAGUGA
Pomacea canaliculata is the source of this 1029-nucleotide messenger RNA. Its product is annotated as probable G-protein coupled receptor 139. The transcript has a single exon. Bases 1 to 1029 code for a protein of 342 amino acids. Gene Ontology annotation, biological process: G protein-coupled receptor signaling pathway. Gene Ontology annotation, molecular function: G protein-coupled receptor activity. The record is from RefSeq and is a predicted model, not a curated record. NCBI's taxonomy places the organism in Eukaryota, Metazoa, Mollusca, Gastropoda, Architaenioglossa, Ampullariidae. Gene Ontology annotation, cellular component: plasma membrane.